UCAUUUAAACAAAUUAUACCUUAUUUUAUUUCCGAAACAGGAAAAUAUGUUUUAGAGGAACAGAUUUAAAAUAUUGUAACAUAAUAUAAUAAUAAAAUUUAAAAUAAUAUUUUUCGUGAGAUGUUGUAAAUAAGUCCUCGCAAUGGCUUUAUAUGAAGGAAUAGCACUUAUACAAGAAAAGCAGGCAGUAGUAUUGGAUCUUGGUACGGAUUAUACAAAGUUUGGUUUCACUGGCGAGCCCGCACCAAGAUGCAUAAUUCCAUCUCAGUUCUGGUGUCCGACCGAGCGGCGCAACAAACGUGUACACGACUACCGCACCACAGAGGAGCUCUACGACAACCUGGUGCAUAUGCUGCAUCUCUUGUAUUUUAGACAUGUGCUGGUCAACCCUAAGGAGCGCAAAGUGGUGGUGGUUGAGUCACUAUUCACCACCACACAGUUCAGAGAGACACUGGCUAAAGUGCUCUUCAUGCAUUAUGAGGUGUCGGGCGUGACGUGGUGGGACAGCGCGCGGCUGAGCGCCGCCACGCUGGGCGCGCCCGUCGCGCUCGUCGUCAGCCUCGGCGCGCGCGACGCGGAGGUCGUCGCGGUGGUGCACGGCGUGCCGGUGGUGCACGCGAUGCAGUCGCAGCCGCUGGGCGCGCGCGCGCUGCACGCGGAGCUGGCGCGCCUGCUGGACGAGGACUGCGGCCGCGAGCUGCACCUCACCGACCAGGAGCUCGAGGACAUUAAGGUGCGCACGUGCUUCGUGCCGUCCCGCAAGCUGGCGCUGGAGCUGGGCGACGAGGCGGCGCUGCGCUCCGUGCGCGGCGCGGAGUGGGCGCGCGCGGGCGGGGCGGGCGGCGCGGGGGGAGCGCUGCGCGUGUCGGGGCGGGCGCGCGCGCUCGCCGCCGAGCCGUUGUUCGCGCGCGACAACGAGCUCGCCUCGCUGCCCGACGCCGUGCUGCAGUGUAUACAGAUGUGUCCCAUCGACACGCGGCGCGCGCUGGCCGAGAACAUCCUGGUGUGCGGCGGCGGCGCGGCGCUGCCCGGCCUCGCGCCGCGCCUGCGCGACGAGCUGCGCCACCUCGUCACCCUGCCGCCCUACAAGGACCGGCUGCAGAUCAGCACGUUCAAGUUCCACACGAGCCCGUGCUCGCCCAACAUCAGCGCGUGGGCGGGCGGCGCGCUCGUGGGCGCGGCGGACGGCGGCGCGCGCGCCGACCAGCGCGACGCCUUCCUGCGCCGCCCGCGCCUGCGCGACUGGGCCUGCCUGCUCUCCAACACGCGCGACGCUGCGCUGCCGCCCUAGGCACGCGCACACGCGCACGCGCACUCGCGCACACGCACACAGGCACACCCGCACCCACUCACUUACACGCAAACGCUGCCCUGGACCACACUUGCUUGCUUUUGUUAUUACGCCUACACGUCACUUCCAAAUGACAAACACCGCGUGUGACAUUUGUGCUCCAGCAAAUUCAUAUUGUAAAUUGAAAUCAUGCUGAAAAUGUACACAAUUCAUUUAGACUCAGUGUGUAUUGAUUUUAUAAAUUACCUAUUUAUAACUGUCUCCUCAUAGGUAAAUUUAAUUUUAAGUUCAAUCGUUGAUUACUUAUAAUCUUAGAUUUUGCAAAUAGACUAGUAUAGUUCAUCCAACUUUUCUAACAAUAAUAUUGUUGGCCACAUAGACUUAGACAUAGGCAUAGAUUUUAAAAAAUACAGUGCAUAGACUUUUAAAUGCAUAUACGAUAAAUGUUUGUAAUAUGGAUCUAUAUAUACCUUAAGACUAAUAA
Zerene cesonia (dogface butterfly) is the source of this 1775-nucleotide messenger RNA. It is a transcript of the gene Arp10, whose product is annotated as actin-related protein 10. The transcript is spliced from 8 exons. The record is from RefSeq and is a predicted model, not a curated record. Bases 143 to 1291 code for a protein of 382 amino acids. Gene Ontology annotation, biological process: retrograde axonal transport of mitochondrion. NCBI's taxonomy places the organism in Eukaryota, Metazoa, Arthropoda, Insecta, Lepidoptera, Pieridae.